This is a messenger RNA of Phacochoerus africanus (Common warthog), 792 nucleotides long. RefSeq names its product receptor transporter protein 1 (gene RTP1). Gene Ontology annotation, molecular function: olfactory receptor binding. The record is from RefSeq and is a predicted model, not a curated record. NCBI's taxonomy places the organism in Eukaryota, Metazoa, Chordata, Mammalia, Artiodactyla, Suidae. Gene Ontology annotation, biological process: protein insertion into membrane; protein targeting to membrane; detection of chemical stimulus involved in sensory perception of bitter taste. Gene Ontology annotation, cellular component: cell surface. Bases 1 to 792 code for a protein of 263 amino acids. The transcript is spliced from 2 exons.
AUGAGGAUUUUUAGACCGUGGAGACUGCGCUGCCCUGCCCUGCACUUUCCCUCACUUCCCGUGUUCUCACUCAAGUGGAGUUUGCCCUCCCUCACCACUGACGAGACCAUGUGUAAAAGUGUGACCACAGAGGAAUGGAAGAAAGUCUUCUAUGAGAAGAUGGAGGAGGCAAAGCCGGCUGACAGCUGGGACCUCAUCAUAGAUCCCAAUCUCAAGCACAAUGUGCUGGCCCCUGGCUGGAAGCAGUACCUAGAAUUGCAUGCCUCUGGCAGGUUCCAUUGCUCUUGGUGCUGGCACACCUGGCAGUCGCCCCACGUGGUCAUCCUCUUCCACAUGCACCUGGACCGUGCCCAGCGUGCAGGCUCGGUGCGCAUGCGCGUCUUCAAGCAGCUGUGCUACGAGUGUGGCACGUCGCGGCUGGACGAGUCGAGCAUGCUGGAGGAGAACAUCGAGAGCCUGGUGGACAAUCUCAUCACCAGCCUGCGCGAGCAGUGCUACGGGGAGCGCGGCGGCCAGUACCGCAUCCAUGUGGCCAGCCGCCAAGACAACCGGCGGCACCGCGGCGAGUUCUGUGAGGCCUGCCAGGAGGGUAUCGUGCACUGGAAGCCCAGUGAGAAGCUGCUGGAGGAGGAGGCGACCACCUACACCUUCUCCCGGGCGCCUAGCCCCACCAAGCAGCAGGCUGAGGGGAGUUCUGGCUGCAAUUUCUGCUCCAUCCCCUGGUGCUUGUUUUGGGCCACGGUUCUGCUGCUGAUCAUCUACCUGCAGUUCUCUUUCCGCAGCUCCGUCUAA